UCUGGAGAAGAAGAAGAAGAAGAAGAAGGUCCAAAAAGGCAGUGCAGCUGAAACGGACCAUCCAAAGAGCCCGACUUUUUCCUCCCCCGUCUCUCUCUCUCUCUGAAAGAGAGAACCCUCUUCAGGAUUUCAGUUCUCGUCUCGAAAUGCGCGAUCAUCGUCAUUGGAACGAAACGGAGGCACCCGCGACGGCGAGGCGAGAGCUGCGCGCUGUCGUCGAGCAGUGUUCUUGACGUGCGUGUUGAGGUUCGCGUUUGGUGGGUGGAAGUAAUUUAUCACGGGGGCAGGUAAGUGAUUGCCGGGAGUGUGUUCUUUUCCGUCUGGGUGUGCUCAGAUUUUCUCUCCGCGUAAGUUUUGAUAGUGAAGAGAGGACAAAGGAGGAAUUUUUACCGAUAAAUUUCGCUGAGAAUCUUGAUAGAAGAAUAAAAAAGCUAGCUUUUUGUUGAUCAUGGCGGUACCUGAGAAUGCUGGAGUGAAGAUCGGGUCGUCGGCUCAGAAUCCGGACACGAGUGCUAAGCCAUCGGAGUCGAAAGAUUUUGACAAACCAAAACCCAGAAAUGAUGUCAGUGUUAAGACCAGUGAUGGCGUUCGUGUUCCUAAUGCGUUGACAAAUGAUCGAGUCAGUGGGAGGGAUGUUUCCUUCAAUGGCGAGAGUCGGGUGGGUCAGAUGAGAAAUGGGUCGGACGCUCAAGUCAAGAACCAGCUGAUGGCUAUCAAGGGCGGUGGAUUUGCAAAUGGGACUCAUUUCGGAUCGACUGUUGUGGAUAGUGAUGUUCAGAAGCUGGUCGAGAUUCUGUCAAAGUUGAAUCCUAUGGCCGAGGAGUUUGUGCCUCCUUCGCUUGUUUAUAACCAUGGACAUAUGGGAGAUGGAGGAUUUCCUUUUGCUUACAAUUUGGCAGUUCAUGAUUAUGUGGCUACUGUUAAUGGCUAUUCGCCGAAAAGGAGAAGGAAUAUCAGUAGCACUGGUAGGCGAAGGAUGAACAAUAGAACUAGCAUGGCGCAGCGUGAAGAGGUGAUUAGGAGGACUGUGUAUGUCUCCGACAUAGAUCAACAGGUUACUGAAGAACAACUUGCUGCCCUCUUUAAUAGUUGUGGACAGGUUGUGGACUGUCGUGUAUGUGGUGAUCCUAAUUCCUGUCUUCGUUUUGCUUUUAUAGAGUUUACCGAUGAAGAAGGUGCACAGGCUGCCUUGAAUCUGGCUGGAAUGAUGCUUGGUUUCUAUCCAGUCAGGGUGAUGCCUUCAAAAACUGCAAUUGCACCUGUUAACCCAACAUUUUUGCCGAGGUCUGAUGAUGAACGUGAGAUGUGCUCAAGAACUGUUUACUGCACAAAUAUUGACAAGAAGGUUACUCAUGGAGAGGUCAAGCUCUUCUUUGAAUUAUCGUGUGGAGAAGUUCGGCGCCUGAGGCUUCUUGGAGAUUACCACCAUUCUACCCGCAUCGCUUUUGUUGAGUUCCUGAUGGCAGAAAGUGCAAUUGCUGCUCUUAGCUGCAGUGGGGCGGUUCUUGGAUCAUUACCCAUAAGGGUGAGCCCAUCAAAGACACCUGUCAGGCCACGUGCACCGCCUCGCUCUCCCGUGCAUUGAGUUUGCCCUAUGCCCAUCAGUUGGCUACUUGCUGCUUCACAAAUAUAUAUGUACACAUGAACAGAUCCAGAGUAAUUACGUGGCACUAGCGUAGUACAUAUAUCUACUCAUGUCCUUAACGUAUCCGACAUGUAGAUUCCGCACCUUGCCGCCGGCCUUAGUACUUUUUAUUUACCGAGCUCAUAGAGCUGAGAAUGAACUUUUCAAAGGUUAUGUUGCUCUAGUGAUCCAAGAUUUCCCCUUUUAAACGCUGUCACUGGUCUAAUUUUUCACAAGUUUAAGAUUCCUGAACAAAAUGUCAUUCUUUGGUA
This is a messenger RNA of Syzygium oleosum, 1896 nucleotides long. RefSeq names its product polyadenylate-binding protein-interacting protein 12-like. The record is from RefSeq and is a predicted model, not a curated record. The transcript is spliced from 10 exons. Gene Ontology annotation, molecular function: RNA binding. Lineage: Eukaryota; Viridiplantae; Streptophyta; Magnoliopsida; Myrtales; Myrtaceae. The coding region runs from base 449 to 1585 and encodes 378 amino acids.